CUCCAGUCUCUUCGUUCACUUGGUGUUGGAGUCGCCUACAGGAGAGAGGCUCUGUGCAGCAUGGCAGCCUGAAACCACUGCGAGCAAAAGGGAGGAGGGAGUAAAGCGGCAUUUUUUCCCUCUCGGCUGCAUUUUUCCUCGUCGUGCAUCUACUUUAAACACCGAGCGGACUUUAUCUGGGCGCACCGUGGAGACGAUCGUUGUGGAUUAUGUUCGCGUUUUGUGGAUAAAGCUGGAGUUUCCGUUUGUGUGGAGAAGUCGUAGAUCGAUGAGCGGAGACGGGCAGCCAAGAGAAGCGCCCUGCUGACAUAAGAGAGUGAGCAGAUUACAGUAGGAGCUCAGAGGAGCCAUGAGCCGGGCGCUUAUGGACCAUAUCUCCAGUAGUUUCCGAGAAGAUGCUCCUCGACCCCCGGUGCCUGGAGGGGAGGGCGAUGCGCCCUGCUACCCCACCAAACCCACAGUAAUGAAACCUUUGGAAUCUCCUAAGUCAGCUGUGCUGGGCUCUCCGAGCUCCUCCAGGAGGAACGAGGAUGGUCUUGGGGAGCCAGAGGGGAGUGCCUCCCCAGAUUCACCGCUGUCCCGCUGGACUAAAUCUUUGCACUCUCUCCUUGGAGACCAGGAUGGUGCUCUCUUGUUCAGGACAUUUCUGGAGCAGGAACAGUGUGUUGAUACUGUAGACUUUUGGUUUGCCUGCAAUGGCUUCAGGCAAAUGGACCUCAAAGAUCCCAAAACUCAGAGAGUGGCCAAAGCUAUUUACAAGCGUUACAUAGAAAAUGACAGCAUUGUUGCCAAACAGCUCAAACCUGCUACAAAAACCUUUAUAAGGGAUUAUAUCAAGAAGCAGCAUAUCGACUCUGCCAUGUUCGACCAGGCUCAGACAGAGAUUCAAAGCAACAUGGAGGAGAGUGCCUACCAGCUGUUCAUGACUUCGGACAUUUACCUGGAGUAUGUGAGGACUGGGGGAGAGAACCCCGCUCACGUCAGUGCCAACGGCCUGGCCGACCUCAAGGCAGUGUGUGGCUACAUGUCCACACUGCCGGAGGAGGAGGAGUGGAGCUGUGACUUCAAAACCAAAGCCCUCAUUGGACUAACCACCAGCGUGCAGCGGACCCCCAUGUCCCUGAGGGCAGUGGAGGUGAUGGAGAGGAGCUACAGAUCCUACAGGAGAGGAGGGCAGUGCCAUGGGGGCUCGUUCGCUCCUGUUUGCAGCACCAACGACAGUGAGGUGUCCAGUGACGCGCUGACAGACGACUCCAUGUCUCUAACCGAUGGCAGUGUAGAUGGCAUCCCUCCGUACAAACUGGGCUCCAAAAAGCAGCUACAGCGGGAGAUGCAGCGAAACAUGAGGAUGAACAGCCAAGUGUCUCUGCCUGCCUUUCCUCGUACUCGACGUCCCCCAAAAGAAGUUGUCCCAUUGGAGCCUGCUAAAUUUGCCAAGCAGCUGAUAGCCCGACUGGAGAGCCUCAAACAAGAGCAGGACAGAGGCGAGGAGAGGCUACAGCAGAUCCAAGAGGAGGAUGAACGAGAAGAUGCAGAGAUUUUGGGAAGCUCACCCCAGCUCUCUCACCACCAACUGUCCAUCCUGUCCGGCUCCUCUGAUGAAGACCCACAGGCCAUCCUCGACGAGCACUUAUCCCGUGUCCUGAAAAGUCCCGGCUGCCAAUCGCCCGCCGUCACCCGCCAUUCCCCCCGCUCCACCUCCCCUGAGCAACGGCCUCUCGCACUGGCACUGAAGGGCCUGGUGCGCUCCGGGACCCCUGUGUCAACACUGGAACAGGGGUCGGUCAUGGUCUCCCUGGGGCCAAACCGGACUGUGAUCAGCAGGCAGAGCACAAAGCACAUCCACCAUCACUACAUCCACCACCACGCCAGUCCCAAAAGCAAGGAGCAGAUCGAGAGGGAGGCAGCUCUCCGAGUGCACCGCCUAUGCUCCAGUGCAGAGUGUCAGCCCGGGCCGCCUUACCAACGUAGUCGCAGCCUGGGAAGAGAGAUGUGUGGAGCUGUUACCAUUGACAGCACCAUGGGGAGGUCCAGUUCUCUGUCCAGGUGCCUGUGCCGGCCUGGAGCAGAGGAUGGGUCUGCAGAGAGGUGCUCAGAGGAGUGUGUGGCUCUGCAGCUGCCCAGCGACACAACGGAUCCCGCCAAAAAUGUGCUGCAGUGGAUUUUGGAGAGCAAACGCCAAAGCAGGCACAAGUCUAGUAGCCAAACCACCAAAAAGGCAUUUGGAAGCUCGUCGACCCAGACUCACAUAUGGGGCGGGGGCGGAAGCUGUGGCCAUCUCCGGAGCCACCAACCAGCACAACCGUUCAUCCAAGACCCUGCCAUGCCCCCACUGCCCCCACCUAACACCCUAGCCCAGCUAGAGGAGGCCUGCCGGAGACUGGAAGAGGUCUCGACAAAGACCACCAAGCAGAGACAUUCGUUAUCCAGUGUCCCACGCGAGAAGAGCCAUUUAGUGCCUGUCCAGAGUGGGACAUUGAACCCGCAACCUCAAGCCAACUCACCUAGUCGCCAGCUCUCAAACGUCCAAUCAGAAGAGAUGAAGGAGCAUAAGAAAGCAAUAGGAAACGUCUCAGUGUGCAGUAUUGGGGAGACAGUGGUGACAUACUUCUUCUGUGGGGAGGAGAUCCCUUAUCGCAGGACCAUGAAGAGCCACAGUCUGACCCUGGGACACUUUAAGGAGCAGCUUCGUAAGAAGGGCAACUACAGGUACUACUUCAAAAAAGCCAGUGACGAGUUCGAAUGUGGUGCUGUUUUUGAAGAGGUAUCGGACGACUCCUCUCCACUGCCCAUGUACGAAGGAAAGAUCUUAGGAAAAGUGGAGCGGAUGGACUGAAGCUGUGGACAAUUCCCAAAGCUGUGGAUGUACUCCCAAAUCAUUCAACCGUGCUGUUGGACUAAGAUUACUGGACACUUCAAGAAUUCUAAACAGGACUAAAUCAUCAAGAGACUGAAUGAGGUGAAUGACCACUCUUAAAAGACUCGAGGCAGUGGACCAUAUCUGCCCCAUCUGUGCCCACUUCUAUGUAUAUGCACAUUGUAUGGUGAUCAUUGUUUUGCUAUGUAAUGGAUUUUAUUUCUAUUUAUUGGAAUCUACCCCUUUGACCUUCUCUGGACAAGCUGCUUGGAGAUGGUAUUCCAGUUUGUAAGCUUCAUACCUCUGGAAGAGCUCUUGUUUGAAACUAGAUGAACACUUCCAGUAUAUUCCCCUUAGAGUUGAAUUAUCAUAUAUCUACUACUGCAGCUCCACAUGUUCAGAAGAGCCCUGAUUGUAAUGAAAAUGGAAGAAAAAAGCUCUUAUAUUUGAAUCUGCUCUGGGACUCAGAGUUAGCCUUCGUUGGUCACAUUUUAGUGCCUUUUGUUUCAGUGGUCGCAGGCGUUGCACAAAAAGCCUGCAAAAGAGUCCCCAAAAUGUUUACACCAUUAUUCCCAACAGAAGCUCUAAGUGUCCCUGUGUGUAUAAAUGUGUGUGUAUGUGUGUGUGUACACUGUCGUGGCAGUGAAGUACAGUACUGUGCCUACAUGGGUUAUUGCCGUGUGUUACCCAAUUUUCAGGGUCUCGUUACUCCCUUGAUUUUUCCAAGGGCCCUUAUGUUAAAAAGAUAUUUUUAUGCCUUCAGCAUCUGAUUCAUCAUGUUUAUGUUUUAUAAUAUUUUCAUGGCUUCCUUGGCUCCACUUGUAAACUGUAAAUUAUGCGUUCUAUAGAGCUCAGUUGAAAAGAUGCCUCGGUACUUUAAUUAUUGUAAUUAUGAAGAGAUGUAGCCUUUAUUAAAAUGUUCUAUUUUUCAAAUUA
This is a messenger RNA of Periophthalmus magnuspinnatus, 3793 nucleotides long. It is a transcript of the gene axin2, whose product is annotated as axin 2 (conductin, axil). NCBI's taxonomy places the organism in Eukaryota, Metazoa, Chordata, Actinopteri, Gobiiformes, Gobiidae. The record is from RefSeq and is a predicted model, not a curated record. The transcript has 11 exons. Bases 350 to 2836 code for a protein of 828 amino acids. Gene Ontology annotation, biological process: negative regulation of canonical Wnt signaling pathway.